Messenger RNA from Mugil cephalus (flathead mullet), 2216 nucleotides. RefSeq names its product major histocompatibility complex class I-related gene protein-like. Gene Ontology annotation, cellular component: external side of plasma membrane. Bases 1 to 1092 code for a protein of 363 amino acids. NCBI's taxonomy places the organism in Eukaryota, Metazoa, Chordata, Actinopteri, Mugiliformes, Mugilidae. The record is from RefSeq and is a predicted model, not a curated record. The transcript is spliced from 7 exons. Gene Ontology annotation, biological process: immune response.
AUGAAAACUUUGCUUUUGUUGCUUCUCUUCUGUCGUGUUUCAUCAACCGGUAAGAUAGUGAAACACUCACUGAAAUAUUUCAUCACUGGAUUUUAUGGAGUCUCAGACCUUCAAGAAAUUGUGUUUGUUGGUGCAGUUGAUGGUAUCCAAACUGUGUACUGUGACGGCAUCAACAAAGUAUUAGAGCCAAAAAUGGACUGGCUGAAAAAAAUCUUUGAAAAUGAUCCUGAACAAUUAAACAUAUACACUGACUAUUGUUUUGCAGUGUAUCCUCACCGAUUCAAAACCACAAUUUCCAGUGUGAAGAAGCUCUUCAACCAAACUGAAGGUGUUCACAUCUUACAGCUUAUGCAUGGCUGUGAAUGGGAUGAAGAGACUGGAGAGGUUACUAGCUUCAUGCAGCUUGGUUAUGAAGGAGAAGACUUCCUUGUGUUUGAUCUGAAAUCAUUAACAUGGAUCGCUCUGAAACCUCAGGCUGUCUCCACCAAACAGAGAUGGGAUUCAGACACGGCCAAAAUAAAGUUUGAUGAAUAUUUCUUCACUCACACUUGUCCUGAGUGGCUGAAGAUGUAUUUACACCAUGGGAAGAGCUCUCUGUUGAGAACAGAUCUAUCUUCAGUGUCUCUCCUCCAGAAGACUCCAUCCUCUCCAGUCAGCUGCCACGCUACAGGUUUCUACCCUGACAGAGCCAUGAUGUUCUGGAGGAAAGAUGGAGAGGAGAUUCAUGAAGGAGUGGAACAUGGAGAGAUCCUCCCCAACCAUGAUGGAUCCUUCCAGAUGAAUGUUGACCUGGACAUUUCAUCAGUCUCACAUGAAGACUGGAGGAGGUACGACUGUGUGUUUCAUCUCUCUGAUGUGGAGGAUGACAUCUUCACCAAACUGGAUGAAAUACAGAUCAGAACCAACCAGGUUGAGAAGUCCAGAAACAAGACCUCCACCAUCAUCAUCUCUGCAGUGGUUGUUGUGGUUGUUGUUGUCGUCUUUGCAGCAGCUGCUGGAUUCAUGGUUCAUAGAAAGAAACAAGACCAAAAGGCUCCACCUGAUAGUGAAGACAACAUUGAACUAUCUGAGAGACUGAAUCCAGAAACCUAGCUGACUAUGUGUAUAUAUAUAUAUAUAUAUAUUAUUAUUUAUUUAUUUAUUAUUUAUAUAUCACCCAGUCCUGUCUUUCUUCUAAUAUCUUGUUGCUGCCACCACAGUAUCCCACCUGAAUGUCAUCAACCUCUGCUACGAUCAUAAACUCUGGAAGGUUUGGGACUCCAGAGGAGGCAGUGAAGUAAUACUUCAGUGAGCGUUUCACUGUGGAACAAAAAACAAAUAUAAUAAGUUUGUGAAGACAGAGAUUUUCAUUUUUAUUUCUAUCUGAAAUUAUGAUGGGAAUUUUUUUUUUAAAAACAUUUUGAUGAGUUUUUAUUUUGUAGUUCUACAUAUUUCCCAAUAAGAGGUGGACCAGUAGCAUCGCAAAAACAUUUAAAGUAAUUUUAUCUUCAGAUGUAAAGUGACAGAAGAGAGAAAAAAAAAUUCAUUCAUCUUGCUUUCUAUAAAAAAGUAAACUCCUGCAGAUGUGAUCAGUUUCUCUGAAUUUUGUUGUAGAGUAGGUGUCACAUGGUCUGUAUUAAAUUAUUAUUAUUAUUAUUAUUAUUAUUAUUAUAUUAACGACAACAACAAUAAUAAUGAUGAUGUUAUAUUAAUAAUAACACUUGCAAAACUAUUUACUAAAUGUUGAUGAAAUAAUUCAUUAGACUAAUAUCAUUAAACAUAUGUUAAAGAUUUUGACGCUUGAAUCAUUGUAAACGUGAUAUUUAUAAUAAUAUGAUUUCAUGUGAAUGUAUUUUAUGUAAUGUUGAGGUAUUUAUAUGAACUCUUUCUUUAUCAACUCUUCUCCAAGACGCUGAUGACUUGUGUGGAAGUUUAAACACUACAAAUAUUUGUAGACUUCAAAUAAAACUCCCCUCUUGUUUCCUUUAAAACGAUUAGUAAUAAAUCAUGGUUUUAUUUUGUUUUGUGUUAAAUAGUUUACACUGUAUUAGGGUGGUGUUGUAGGAAAGAGAAGUGAGGUUCUCUCUGGAGACAGGACAGAGAAUAUGACACAUCAGUCGAAAUGCAUGCCAGUACCGUAAGUACACAAGUAGACGCGCAAGAAAACAUGAAAACAGGAAACCGUGUUACGGUUUAUAACAUCAGUAAACACAUAAAUAAAAUAAAAUCACACGUAU